This is a messenger RNA of Neogale vison (American mink), 1524 nucleotides long. RefSeq names its product proline rich 32 (gene PRR32). NCBI's taxonomy places the organism in Eukaryota, Metazoa, Chordata, Mammalia, Carnivora, Mustelidae. The record is from RefSeq and is a predicted model, not a curated record.
CCGGGGCUUCUUGUCAUCCUUGCGGGUCGAGGGCGACAGUCAAUAUACAGUUAAUCAAAUACAAUAUCAAAUCAAUAUCAAAAUGUACAAUAUCAAAUACAAUUUCAAAUGUACAGUGUCAAAAUACAAUACUAGAGAUUAAUCUUCCAUGAGCAUACAGCUUACCACUGAAUACCUUGCUUUUGGUAGGGAAAAGAAAAGCAAGCAAAAAAAAACAAGAAUAUCAAGGUUCUCUGGAACUGAGAAUCAUCAUGCCACACCUUUGCAUCUGUCACCAAUACUCCAAUUUGUCUUUCCAUGGCACUUCUUGUGCAGUCACUAAGAUUAAGCAACUGUUAACCUCAGAAAGAGAACUCCAAAUCUAGAAACAGUUGGUCUCUGGCUUCAUCCAAGUUGCCAAGCAGCUCUAAGGCAGAAAUGCAAGUCCUCUCUCCAGACUGAAUUGGCCUACAUCAGCAUUCUGCUGGUUUUCUCUAUCACUUCACAAAGGUUUUCCUGAUCAACUUUUUGCAUGGCUUGUAUUGAAAAUGUCCUUGGUGGGCACGGCCCUUCACCUAAUGGAGCAAUUGCAGAUGAGUGUGGGAUGCGGGAGUCGCGUCUGGAAGACAUGUCCCUCCAGCGUUCAAGUUCUAUGCCAAAAGAAGAUGUGGAGGCUUGGGGCCACCAUCGCGUCCUGCUGAGAGCUCCUGUCAAUGUGUUGACUGACCUGUCAAGAGAGCUCCCCUCUGAGACAGCAGGAGCUUGCAUUCGUCACAGUUCCAGAGCUCACAAACACCCCUAUGGGCCACCACCUGUUGUUACUGAAGAGUCCCUAGCAACACCAGAAGUAAAUAGCUCUGAGGGGUUGGCAGACUGGAGGCUUAGAGAACAAGAUUCUAUUAAUGUGUCCCAGGAAUUCUCUGGCAGCCCUCCAGCACUGAUGAUAGGGGGGGCAAGGGUGAGCAGGGGAGACACCCAGAGAGGUGGCAAUAAUGCAAGGUUAUACCUGGUUUUGCCAGGUCAAGGGUUCUUUCCAUCCAGGGGUCUGCAAGUUAGAGGCCCCCCACACAUCCCUACCGUUAGAUCAGGGGUAAUGAUGGAGCUGCCUCCAGGAAAUACAAAAAUGGCCAGCAAGGAAAGGCUGGCUCAUGUUUCUUUCCCACUGGGAGGCCCUCAGCACCCGGUGGAGAACUGGCCUAAGCUUCUCCCUUUGUCUUCCAGUAUUGCUGGUUUACCUUCUCACCCUACUGCUCACUGCUUUAUAUCUCCUCGACCUCCGAGUUUCAGUCCAUUUCUUGCUAUGCCUAUUGUUUUUGCUCCACCCCCAAUAUUUGGUCCUACCCUGCCUUCUUAUUUGGAAAAUUUUCCUUCCUGGGGCAUGCCUGCUCCUGCGCUCUCAAACAGAGAACAACUGAUGACAAAAAAGGGCUGGGGGAAAAGAUGAAAAUUACUCAUUUAUGUUUUUAUAUUUGAAAACCCCCUAUCCUCUUACAUUUUACUUGCCUUAUGUGUUUGGAGAUUCAAUAAAGAUUCUGAAGUUUGAAA